This is a messenger RNA of Pseudocercospora fijiensis CIRAD86, 1773 nucleotides long. RefSeq lists its product as uncharacterized. NCBI's taxonomy places the organism in Eukaryota, Fungi, Ascomycota, Dothideomycetes, Mycosphaerellales, Mycosphaerellaceae. The record is from RefSeq and is a predicted model, not a curated record. Bases 1 to 1773 code for a protein of 590 amino acids. The transcript is spliced from 4 exons.
AUGGCAGUACAUCGUGGCAUUCAAUCGGCAAUAUUCUACUACCUUUCCUGCGCUCCCUGUGCAGAUGCUCGUGUCAAGAAGAGGAGGAAGCGAGAGGCCGCAGAGUCUCGAAGGGACCGGCUCGCUCUUGAGCAGGAUGAGAAGAACGUAUACGUUCACCCCGGCGAGGCAUCUACCACCAACCCAAAUUGGCAAAGUGAAAUCGAACUGGGACCUCACGGACGUCGCAAGAAGAAGACUGGUAACAGCAGUCAGCGCGGUCUGGCUCCAAGCCGGACCAGUAACAAUGGAAGCACGAAGACGAGUUCGGUAGAUCUCCCGCAAAGGUUGGGCAGUCAAGAUAGCAGAUGGAACCACAGGGUGUAUCAGCGGGAGGACGAGGAGUUGUGGGGCUCGUCAAGCAAUAUGGGUGCAUCGCUCUAUGCAGGAAGCCUGAGACGGCCGGAAAGGGCGAAGACUGCAGACUCUUCGAGAUCGAACGGCUCCAGCUACUAUGCUUCUCGCAAUCCACCAGUGAACGACAUGCACCCUGCUACCGUUACCAAGAUCGCAUCAAGAGAGGAGGUGAUGUGGAUGAUGCAGCCACUUCCAGUGGCAGAAGUCAUGAACGGGAAAGAGCGUGCGCCUAGAAGUCGGAGCGAUAGUGGAGGCAGCCGGAUGAGCCCUAGCAGACGUCCAAGCUCGGAAUCGAGAUCCCGGUCUGACAACGAGAACAACGUCCCAACACCGCAUCAAAGCAGUGAUGGCAGCACGCAUGAUCCAUUUGUGCAGCGCUCGACCAUAGCAGUGCCAGACAAAGCGGUCACCACGAAGCCCGGAGGAAUGACGCAAGGAAGGACUUUCGUGGCUCGUCACAUUCAUGAGGACAGCGAGCAUCUGGCGUUGGAGGUUCUGAGUCUCUGUGCACAUCUGGAGCGGUGGAGUGUUUCCAGCACGGCGUUCACGAGAAAGCACAACGGCAGGCCGGUUGUGAUUGCAUUAGGAAGUUCGUAUAUGGAAGUGGCUCAGACAGCACGCACCAUGAAGCAGCGCGUACAGCGCAACUCACUUCUGGAACUUGCAACAUCAAAACAUCGUAGCGCAAACAACAGUCGCUGUCUGUCUACAACGCAUCAAGCAUCAAGCAUCGCAAUGUCGUACCUGCCAAGGACUCCAAGCGACCGCCCUUCGACCAAACCACUCAAGAGCAUCCUCAAGAAGUCACCUCAGCUGCCUAUCGAAGAGAGCGGCAAUGGCAAAGCAAAGCCAUACAGCUGGACGGGCUACAAAGGCAAAGCUGACAUCGAGGCGCGGCUCAUGGCCAACAGAGCGAGGCAGCAAACUGAGCAAGGCACCGCUCUAGCUAUGGAAGGAGCACAGCUCGACGAUGCGCAGUCGACUUUCGCAUCUGAAUCGCCAGUCCUGGGACAAGUUUGCGCCUUUGGCCAUCAAGCGCCUGUCAAUCCGACCAGGACUCGAUGCUGCGGAAAUGUCUACUGCUUUGACUGCGUCGUCCAACAUGCCUCGCAGAAGGGGGCAAAUUGUCCAAAUUGUGGCCGGCUUAUCAAUCCACACGAUCUGUUGGUCGUCGAGGACGCGGAUGCGUCGAUUGGUUCGCCACGCCGCUCGGAAAGAAUCGAUUCAGCAGAGCCUACAGAUCGAAUGGCUGGCUAUCCAAAGCUACCGACGUUCUCGGAAACGAACAGAUAUCCGAAUCUGUCAGCGUAUGGUCAUCAGGAGACGUCGAGCGCUACUACGCCGAGUGGGUCGGAGAAAUGGUUCGGCGCUCGCUGA